Hemiscyllium ocellatum (epaulette shark) is the source of this 2226-nucleotide messenger RNA. RefSeq names its product mitochondrial genome maintenance exonuclease 1 (gene mgme1). Gene Ontology annotation, molecular function: single-stranded DNA exodeoxyribonuclease activity. Gene Ontology annotation, cellular component: mitochondrion. The transcript has 8 exons. Bases 392 to 1444 code for a protein of 350 amino acids. Gene Ontology annotation, biological process: mitochondrial DNA replication. The record is from RefSeq and is a predicted model, not a curated record. NCBI's taxonomy places the organism in Eukaryota, Metazoa, Chordata, Chondrichthyes, Orectolobiformes, Hemiscylliidae.
CCCCAUGUAACGGAGAGCUGAACUACAAUUCCCAAUAGGUGCCGCUUCUGGAUGGCGUUCUCAGCUCGUAGCGCGUGUUGACUGUGCAUCGGCGGCGGGAGCCGUUAGGCAAAGAAAACUUGAUCCUUCACCUAUAAAAGAGUUUUCGUACCUCCAGUGCCCCUUCAUGCAGAUUUCUACUAUCACUUAUAUGACGAGAGUGCUUCCUAAUGUCACCAUUUCAAAAUUGAAGCUAGGGAUAUGCGAGGUACCAAGAGUUCUGAAGCUGAGUCCCAGAGGAUGCUAUCUUUCAGUUAAUCUUUGAAGAACUACAGUGGCUUUCUUCUUUAACUAGUUUCAAAGUAAUGAAUCAAGAUGAUUUGACCUGUGCGUCCAUCCAUCAAGUUGGGGAAUGAAAUUCGCUGCAGUGCUGAAUGCUGCAACCUGCAGAGUACUUGAUGAUUCUUUCAAACAACGUUGGCAUGCAGUGCAGAAAGAGCUGGCCUUCAUGCAUCGCAGCUUUUCUACCUUCCUUUCUCUUAAUUGUCAGAGAAAGGAUCUCAGCAAGUAUGAGCAAGUAGAUGAUAAGAAAUAUGCCUCUUUGGUCCGCUCUGUUGUCUCAACAAAAGUCAGCCCUCAGACCCCUGAGACCCUGCUCAGUGAGGAUAACCUCUUGUACGGACCGGUCAUCAGAUCAAAAUCAGCCAGCGCAGAUUCAGAAUCUGAAAGCCCCCAAAAUCUGGCCCCUUUCCUGAACUUUGAACGUCAGAAUACUGUGUGUGAACCAGGGCCUGUGCUCAAACUACCGCUGCAGUUAAUGUCACGGAGGGAUCACUCGAAGGCCAGCUUGCCUAGUGUGACACGCAUCUUGCAAUUGACCAUGAGUUUGGAGCAAGCAUUUUACUUGGAACGAUGGAAGCGGAGAAUGAUAACUGAGCUUGGCCAAGAUGGCUUCAAGGAGUAUUCAAAAAAUAUUCUCAACCGAGGAAAGCUUUUCCAUUCUGCUUUGGAGGAGACUCUUCUCUCGACCAAAAUUCCAAAAACUGAUGAUGAAGAAAUUACAGGGUACUUACACAGUGUGCAGGAAAUCUUAGCAGACAUUAGAGGAACUCGAGUCUUGGAGAGUGUUGUGACUCAUCUGCCAUUACAAUACAUGGGGCUGGUAGACUGCGUUGCAGAAUAUCGGGGCAAGUUGUGUGUUAUAGACUGGAAAACCUCUGAGAAGCCAAAACCAUAUUUUCGAAACACCUUUGAUAACCCGCUUCAGGUGGCAGCAUAUGCUGGUGCCCUGAACCAUGAUGACAACUAUAACUUUCAGGUUGAGCAGGGAUUGAUUGUGGUGGCCUACAAAGAUGGUUCACCUGCACAUGCUCACUUCAUGGACCGCGAACUGUUCCUCACUUGCUGGAAGAAAUGGCUGCUUCGACUGGAGAAAUACAAGAAGCAAAUUCAUGUUUCCACGUGACUAGCUUGAGUCUGUCUCAGGGCUGAAAGAGCACUCCAAUGCAAUACACUGACCCAGCUCCCAAAAACAUCUCAUGGAGCAGUCUUCAGGUGUUAGUGCAAAGUUUAAUCAAUACUUGUAUCUUUAAGGGUGUUUUACUGAAAUUGGAAAUAAGUAUCAUCUUAUUAUGUUUAUGACAUCACAUUUUGUAGAACCUUGAAUGAACUGCCAUAUCUUCUUCAACAAUGAUUGUUUCAAAGUACCUACUUAGGACAUCCUGAAAAAUGCUAUGUAAAUACUUGGUUUUAUAUGUGUUUAUGAUGUUACAAACAACAAAUUGUGAGAAAUCUAGUGUUGUUCAUUUCACCUUUAUCCUUGAUACUGAUGACUGAAUUUGUAAGGCUUCGUGGCAUUGAUGGAGGUAUGUUGGGUUGCAAAUAUUAAGCCUGUCACAAUUUGCUAGUCCAGUGGAGCUCCACCAAAUAACCUGUAAUCAAAAUGAUACAGAAUUCCAGCGAAUACAAUGGACUGAAACAGAAAAACCCAUUUGGUGAAACAUCAGCCCUGUGUAAAUGGAUCAUAUGAAGAAUCAGCCUUUGUAGUUGUGUUGUUGUAAGGCAGCACUUUGACCAUCCCAGAAAUCUUGUUUUAGCUGGCUGGAAUGUACACUGUUUUAACUGCUAUCUUUUGUUAAAUGAAACGUGUAUAUCUUAAAAUGGAUUUGUUUACUAAACAUUUAGAGUGACCAGUUACCCAUAUGACACAGUAGGUCAAUGAAGCAAGAAUUUAAUAAAUGAGAAUGG